AAAGGGCGGGACCGCCCCCCUGAGGCUGAGGUGGGAGGGCGGCCAAGAUGGCGGCCUCCAGAGCGGCUGCUUCCUGCCGGGCCUGGGCUGCUCGGCCCGGACGGCUGUUUUGGCGAGGCCUGUGCAGCCAGGAGCCCGAUCGAGAGACCCACUUCGGCUUCCAGACCGUGUCCGAGUCGGAGAAAGGAGAGAAAGUGUACCAGGUUUUUGAGAAUGUGGCCAAGAAGUACGACCUCAUGAAUGACUCCAUGAGUCUGGGGGUCCAUCGGGUUUGGAAGGACAUCCUGCUGCGACACAUGAACCCGUAUCCCGGGACACAGUUACUUGACGUUGCCGGCGGGACAGGUGACAUCGCCUUUCGCUUUCUCAACUCGGUCCGUUCCCAUCGGGAACAUCAGGUCCGGCAGAAGCUGAGAUCCCACCAGAAUCUGUCGUGGCAGGAGAUUACCAAGCUUUACCAAGAAGAGGAGCAGCAGUCGCUGGGCGGAUCCCAUGUGGUGGUCUGCGACAUCAACACAGAAAUGCUCAAGGUUGGGAAGCAGAAAGCGCAGCACCUUGGCUACUCAGAAGGACUGUCCUGGGUGGUUGGAAAUGCCGAGGAGCUGCCCUUCAAUGACAACAACUUCGACAUUUACACAAUUGCCUUUGGUAUCCGGAACGUCACUCACAUUGACCAGGCCCUUCAGGAGGCUUAUCGAGUGCUGAAACCUGGAGGGCGGUUUCUUUGUCUGGAAUUCAGUCACGUCAACAACUCCAUCAUUUCAAGUUUGUACGAUCUGUAUAGCUUUCAGGUGAUUCCUGUGCUGGGUGAGGUUAUUGCUGGCGACUGGAAGGCCUACCAGUAUCUGGUUGAGAGCAUCAGGCGCUUUCCUGCCCAGGAAGAAUUCAAGGAGAUGAUUGAAGAUGCAGGCUUCCUGAAGGUGCACUAUCAAAACCUGAGCUCAGGCAUCGUGGCCAUUCAUUCGGGUUUCAAGCUGUGAUGUUUUCCGGUAUUAUAAAUUCACCCAGUUGGGCCUUCCAGCACACACACUGCCAAUGAGAAUUCAUCCCUUGGAAGAAUCAUGAGACAUUGCAAGUCUUGGAAGGGGGCAAGUGUUCAAGUGUCUCUUUGUUGUGCUGGAUAACAACACCCCAAGGCCUCUACCGCUUGAAACUAGGACUUGAGAAAAAAAUCACUUUUAUAUCCCAUUAGGGUUUUUUAAAGAAUGUUUUCAUUCUAAGGUUCCAAGAAUUCUUUUUCUACCGCUGAAUGUAGUAGUGGGUGCCAAAGAUGGAAGACAAACUGGUCCAUAAAAGCCUGUAUUUCUAAGUAGCCUUGAUCUAUUCUAUCCCAUAUAGGAAUGUGAGUGAUAUUUUGUUAUAUUUAUUAAAAGCAAAUAUUUAGGUUUUCA
Molecule: messenger RNA, 1391 nt
Organism: Anolis carolinensis (green anole)
Lineage: Eukaryota; Metazoa; Chordata; Lepidosauria; Squamata; Anolidae
Gene: coq5
Product: coenzyme Q5, methyltransferase
Exons: 7
Coding region: 48-980 (310 amino acids)
Biological process (GO): ubiquinone biosynthetic process
Molecular function (GO): methyltransferase activity
Source: RefSeq, a predicted model, not a curated record